AUGGCAUCAGGCACCGAGGAAGUAGCUCAUGUGGAGUUGAGCAGCCAAGAGAAAGCGGAGUUGGAUGAGAUGGCCAAGGACGCCAAGAACUUGUGUGUCUCCAUGGAAAUAGUGAAUAAGUCCCGUGCCAUAAUUGGUAAAUAUAAAGAUGAAAACAUAACCGAGGUUAAGGGUAUAAUAACUCCUUAUAUCAUGUUAGGAGGCGUACUAAAGAGUCAAACAAAAGGACCGUUGACUCUUUUUGAUUCCAAGCUAUGGGCAGGGAACACUGUCGGAGACUAUCCAAAUCCUCUUAAUAGUAUUGGUGGCUUUGCACAAGUUUGCUCAACCUAUGACGGCAUUAAGGCGGCGGUGUUUUAUACUGGGAAGAAUAGUCAUGGUGUUGAAUGUGGAUGGCUUCUUGCUUGGGCCGACUCUAAUAAUACAGGGAGAAAGAUUUACGCGGAGUGUAGCCGUAAAAGCAAAUUCAAUUGCAUCGACUGGGGACAGAUUGAUAAUCGACUGAAAAAUUCAGGGAUAGUGCCAGUUACAAGGGCCUCGGACAGCGAAACUGGAACCUCGCUGUAUGCUAUGCUCUAUGGCGUGGAUUUGCUGUUUGAGACUUCAGAUACUCUUACUGCAGUCUUCUGUGGCUAA
Chenopodium quinoa (quinoa) is the source of this 636-nucleotide messenger RNA. RefSeq names its product jasmonate-induced protein homolog. The record is from RefSeq and is a predicted model, not a curated record. NCBI's taxonomy places the organism in Eukaryota, Viridiplantae, Streptophyta, Magnoliopsida, Caryophyllales, Amaranthaceae. The coding region runs from base 1 to 636 and encodes 211 amino acids. The transcript is spliced from 2 exons.